AUGGCUUCCCAACGUCUGCUUCUCUUCGUUCUGCUCGCUACCAGUGUGGCAGUGGCCCUGUCCGCGAAAUCAGCCAAACACGUUAUCAUCGGCGUCAGACAGCCAGGCGAUCAUCUCGCAAGACGUGAAUUUGUGAAGAAAGAUUCCUCGUGGCUGCAAGUUGUCAAGCUUCAGCAAACGUUCGGCGUUGACUACGGAAAAAUCACUCAUGUCAAGCUUCUCGAUCAAAACCUGAAAGGAAAAGGAGCCACCGCUAAUGUACUCGCUGGUGGACUAGGAUAUUCCUACAUCACUGUGCACUUCAAGAGCAAAAGGUCACACAGCAUCAACUACAUCGUAGAAAUUUACGCGAGAUAA
Molecule: messenger RNA, 357 nt
Organism: Nasonia vitripennis (jewel wasp)
Lineage: Eukaryota; Metazoa; Arthropoda; Insecta; Hymenoptera; Pteromalidae
Product: probable salivary secreted peptide
Exons: 1
Coding region: 1-357 (118 amino acids)
Source: RefSeq, a predicted model, not a curated record